Molecule: messenger RNA, 1122 nt
Organism: Panicum virgatum (switchgrass)
Lineage: Eukaryota; Viridiplantae; Streptophyta; Magnoliopsida; Poales; Poaceae
Exons: 1
Coding region: 1-1122 (373 amino acids)
Molecular function (GO): protein dimerization activity
Source: RefSeq, a predicted model, not a curated record
AUGUCUUGCAAGAAAAUCCGCAUGCUUCGCAUAGCUCAAGCUGAAUACAUGAUUGAAGCACUGAAAUUGGGUGAAAUUGAAACUGGCCAAGGAUUGAAUCAAGAGAUGGGCUUAGCAAGACCAGGUGAUACACGAUGGGGAUCUCAUUAUAGAACUGUUAUGCAUGUGAUUCAUUUGUAUCCUUCAAUCAAGAAAGUGCUUUUUAGACUUGGGAAAGAAGGUAAAGGGGCUGAGGCAUUAGGAGCUCAAACUAUGCUCAGAGUAUUUACCUCAUUUGAGUCUGUUUUUCUGCUCCACAUGAUGAAUGAAAUAUUUGGAUACACAAAUGACUUAUGCAAUGCUUUGCAAAAGAGGGAGCAAGAUAUUGUAAAUGCAAUGGAUCUUCUUGAGCUCACAAAGGUGGAAUUGGAUGUUUUGAGAAGAGAUGCUGGAUGGGAAGAAUUUCUUAAGAAUGUCACUUCUUUCUGUGAGAAGCACAAAGUUAAAGUUGUUGAUAUGGAUGGAAAGUAUAUUCCUAUUCAAAGAUCAGCUAAGUUCUACAGAGGUGCCACAAAUUACCACAGGUUUCAUGCUGAUAUGUUUUUGGGUGUCAUUGAUAGGCAACUUCAGGAGCUGAAUAACAGGUUUGAUGAGGUAAACACAGAGCUACUUAGAUGUAUGGCAGCAUUCAAUCCAGCUAAUUCUUUUUCUGCCUUUGAUAAUGAGAAGUUGGUUAAUCUUGCUGGGUUCUAUCCUCAUUACUUUGAUUUUCAAGAGAGGAACCAACUUCGUUUUCAACUACGCAACUAUAUUAAUGAUGUGAGGAAUGAUGAGAACUUUAAAAAUUUGAGAAGUCUAGCAGACUUGUCUAUGAUGCUAGUUAAAAGAGAUAUGGUUUCUCGGUAUGACAUUGUGUACAAACUUCUCAAAUUGGUUCUAGUUCUUCCUGUUGCAACUGCUGGUGUUGAGAGAAUUUUUUCUGCAAUGAACACUAUCAAAAACAAGUUAAGAAGCAAGAUGGGACAGGAUUUUUUGAAUAAUUGUUUGGCCACAUUCAUUGAAAGGGACUUCUUCUUGCAAGCGAAGGAUGAGGACAUCAUCAAUUAUUUUCAAGCUAUGAAGGACAGAAAAGUUAUCUUGUAA